AUGCAUUUGUGCAAGAUAUGUUUAUCAACAAAACAAGUUUUAAGAUAUAUCUUACAUGCAUAUCCGUUUUUCUUCCUUUUCCACAAGCCCCAAAAUGCGAAUGUGGAAAAGAGACAUGAGAGUCAGUGGAAGAAGAUAAAUGACAACGCUUGUUACUUUCCAGCAGAAUUAUGUGAUGCUAAUCGCACAUAG
This is a messenger RNA of Clunio marinus, 192 nucleotides long. NCBI's taxonomy places the organism in Eukaryota, Metazoa, Arthropoda, Insecta, Diptera, Chironomidae. The record is from the annotation of a GenBank genome assembly.